Molecule: messenger RNA, 5168 nt
Organism: Vitis vinifera (wine grape)
Lineage: Eukaryota; Viridiplantae; Streptophyta; Magnoliopsida; Vitales; Vitaceae
Product: probable cytosolic oligopeptidase A
Exons: 17
Coding region: 37-2424 (795 amino acids)
Biological process (GO): proteolysis; peptide metabolic process
Cellular component (GO): chloroplast
Molecular function (GO): metalloendopeptidase activity
Source: RefSeq, a predicted model, not a curated record
CACAGCAUAGGAAAAAUUAGUACAAAGAAGGGAGUUAUGGGUAGCGCCCACAUGCCAAAGCGGGCUCUCAUCGGAGCUCUCCUUAUAGCCAACAUGCUUACGGCGACUCGUCUAUCCUUUUCCAUCCAACCCCUCGUCCGCAGGUCUUCUUAUUCUCUUAUUUGUCCAAAACAUUUCCCAAAAUCACGUCCCUGUCCUCUCUGGUCUUCGUCUUUCUCUUUUUGCCUUCAGAACCCCCACAGAUCACCAACCUGUCCCUCCAUCGUUCCAUUUUCUUCUCAUUGUUCCGCUCCAUCAAUGGCUACUGUCCCCCAGUCAACCCCAGAAGUCAACCCUCUCCUCCUGGAUUUCGAUUUCCCGCCCUUUGAUGCCGUCAAAGCUGAUCAUGUCAUCCCUGGGAUUCGUACUAUGUUGAAUCAACUUGAGAAUGAUUUGAUUGAAUUGGAGAGCAAAGUCGAACCCACAUGGCCCAAGUUAGUAGAUCCUUUGGAGAAGCUUGUGGACAGAUUAUCUGUGGUUUGGGGAAUCGUCAAUCAUCUCAAGUCUGUCAAGGAUUCGUCUGAGCUUCGUUCUGCAAUUGAGGAAGUCCAGCCAGACAAGGUCAAAUUUGAGCUUAGGUUGGGGCAAAGCAAACCCAUUUAUAAUGCAUUUAAAGCUAUUCAAGAAUCUCCUGAGUGGCAAACACUGAGUGAUGCUCAGAAACGUAUAGUGGACUCCCAAAUAAAGCAAGCAGUUCUUAGCGGUGUUUCUCUUGAAGAUGAUAAAAAGGAGCAUUUUAACAAGAUUCAACAGGAGUUGGAAAAACUCUCUCAAAAAUUUGAAGAGAAUGUAUUGGAUGCCACAAAGAAGUUUGGAAAAUUGAUAACUGAUAAGAAAGAUAUUGAAGGAUUGCCUGCUACUGCUCUUGGGUUGGCUGCUCAAACAGCAGUGUCUAAGGGGCAUAAAGAUGCUACUGCUGAGAAUGGGCCUUGGAUAAUUACAUUGGAUGGUCCAAGCUUUCUUUCUGUUAUGCAACAUGCUCAAAACCGUUCCUUGCGUAAGGAAGUUUAUUAUGCUUAUGUAACCCGUGCCUCUAGUGGAGAUUUGGAUAAUACGGAAAUUAUUGGCCAAAUCCUGAAGCUUAGGUUGGAAAAGGCUAAGCUUCUUGGUUACAGUAACUAUGCAGAGGUAAGUAUGGCAACCAAAAUGGCUACUGUUGAUAAGGCAGAAGAGCUUCUAGAAAAGCUUCGCAGUGCUUCAUGGGAUGCUGCAGUACAAGAUACGGAGGACCUAAAGAAUUUCUCCAAAAGUCAAGGUGCAGUAGAAGCUGAUGAUUUGAGCCAUUGGGAUCUCAACUUUUGGAGUGAGAGGCUUCGUGAGUCAAAAUAUGACAUAAAUGAGGAGGAACUACGCCCCUAUUUCUCAUUGCCAAAGGUCAUGGGUGGUCUUUUCAGCCUUGCUAAGAUGCUUUUUGGAAUUGACAUUGAGCCAGCUGAUGGUCUUGCUCCAGUUUGGAACAAUGAUGUGAGAUUCUACUGUGUGAAAGACACUGCAGGUAGUCCAAUUGCAUAUUUUUACUUUGAUCCAUAUUCUCGUCCAUCUGAGAAACGGGGAGGUGCAUGGAUGGAUGAGGUUGUUGCUCGCAGUCGUGCAUUGUCACGUGAUGGUACCAAAGCUAGGUUGCCUAUUGCUCAUAUGGUGUGCAAUCAAACACCACCAGUGGGAAAUAAACCAAGCCUUAUGACAUUCCGUGAGGUUGAGACUGUUUUCCAUGAAUUUGGUCAUGCACUUCAGCAUAUGCUUACCAAGCAGGAUGAGGGUCUGGUUUCUGGUAUUCGGGGGAUAGAGUGGGAUGCUGUUGAAUUACCUUCUCAAUUCAUGGAAAAUUGGUGUUACCACAGGGAUACUUUGAUGAGCAUCGCUAAGCACUAUGAAACUGGAGAAACACUACCUGAAGAUGUGUAUUUGAAACUUGUUGCAGCAAGGACUUUUCGUGCCGGGUCCCUUAGUCUUCGUCAGAUAAGAUUUGCAACUGUGGAUUUGGAGCUGCAUUCAAAGUAUGUGCCAGGUGGGUCAGAAACCAUAUAUGAUGUUGAUCAGAGGGUUUCCAAAGGAACACAAGUGAUCCCUCCACUUCCUGAGGACAGGUUUCUAUGCAGUUUCAGCCAUAUAUUUGCAGGUGGAUACGCAGCUGGAUACUAUAGUUACAAGUGGGCAGAGGUCUUAUCUGCAGAUGCUUUCUCUGCCUUUGAGGAUGCUGGAUUGGAUGAUGAGAAGGCUGUGGAGGAAACAGGGAAAAAGUUCCGAGAAACCGUGCUUGCUCUUGGAGGUGGUAAAGCACCAUUGGAGGUUAGAGAAGUUAAAUUUGCGUGUUUUUUUUUCUAUUUGCGUAAUCUUCUUCUAUAUUUUUUAAAAAUAGACCCUGAACAGCCAUUAUUUUUCUAGAUUACGGCUGCAUCGUAAUAAAAUUGUGAAUUGUAGAUAGUGAAUUUUAUUUUGGAUUGGCCUUUCCUAGAUUUUGUGAAUAUGAUGUUGUGACCGUGCUAAAAGUUGUUGUCUGCAGGUUUUUGUGGAAUUUCGAGGGCGUGAACCUUCUCCAGAGGCACUACUGAGGCAUAAUGGCUUAUUAUCGGUCACCGCUUCUGCAUAGAAGUUGUAUUUUCUUAUAAAAUUGCUGUACAAGGCUUUGAAGCGGCCUUUAGGAUUGUUUCUUUUUUUAAUCAUACACCACAGACGGGCUCCAAUAAGAUUAACUUAUUCUGAAGGACGUUUUGGCAAUGUUCUUAUUUAGGUGAUUUUCUUGGUAAGGAAAUUGACACAAUGAGAGCAAUAGUGGAUGUCUCUUGCUCGAAGAUACGCUUUUGGAUUCCUCUAAUUGGACGAUAAAAAGAAAUGUUCAAAAAGGGGUUGUGUUUAGUAGUUUGGGCUUCAAAACUGGAUGAACAUCGGCAUUAGAGCCCUCUUGCUUGCACUCUGGAAAAUUCCUUGUGGUCUGGGUGGGCUUUUCACUUGAACGUGCGAUGGUGGUGUUUUUUUUUUUCCUUACAAAACGUUUCUAAGAUAUUUUAAAAAGUCUUGCCAACAGGCGGAUAGGAUUUAAGUACUUUUGCAAACGAUAUCAACAGUAGUUGAUGCCAUUAAUAAUUCUAAACUUACAGUUAAACAGAAUUUAAUAACAAGCGUGCGCAUGUACGAACGAUGGCGUAACUUGAGAUAAAGGACACAAAUGAAUUGGAAUGCCCUGAGUCCUGGGCCUUGGGCUCUAACAACAAGUUGAAUUGGGAUGGGUUUAGGGCCUCUACUUGAUUUCUGUCCAAAAGGGUGGAGAGGGACAAGUACGUAAUUAUGAAAGGCUUGCCUUCAAAGAUUAGCCUGGUUGGGAAAAUAUAAUCAACAUACCCAUCCACCUACCAACCAACUUUUGUGUAUGAUUUUAUUUCUUUAUUAUUUUUAUUAUUUUAAUUGUCCUCAUUCCUCAACUUAAGAAAGGCUGCCAGAUAAGAGAAUAUAAAGCAAAAGAGCGCAUACCUUAAUUCUGCUCAUCACUCUUUUUCCUUUUAUGGUCUGAUAACUAUUUCCAUAUAGCUAACAAACAGCAGACUUUGAUUCAGUUAUAAUUACUGUCCGUUUGAUUCCUGGGAAAAUAAUUACAAAAUUUUGAAUCUUAUAACAGGUUUAUAGGGUUUUAUGGUCUGAAUCUGCAUCUUGCUCUCAGUAUCGAGAUGGCGAGAGCGGGUGGGAUCACCAACGCGGUGAAUGUGGGAAUUGCAGUGCAAGCAGAUUGGGAGAACCGGGAAUUCAUCUCUCACAUUUCCCUCAAUAUCCGUCGCCUCUUCGAAUUCCUCGUCCAAUUCGGUAUGUAAACACUGUUCCAAUCCUUUCUCUCUCAGUUUCUUAUCUUUUAUUUCAACUAGAUCUCGAAUUUCUCAUCUUUAUGUUUUUUUUACUGUUUUCUGGAGUUUUGAGAAAUGAUUUAGGAUGGGGCUUGGGAUGUUGACUACGCUAGAAUUUGUGGUCUUCGUAGUUGUUUGGAUUGGAUCCGAUAAUGUUAAAAUGAUUUUGCAAUCUCGAUUUGCUUUAGGGAGUUUCCUUACGAUUGUACCGUUGUAAUUACUUCUGUCUGUUUCGUAAUGGGGUUCAUUGAGUAUAUCAAUAGCGUGAUGGAUUGUUCACUUUGAGGAUGGUGACUAAAACAUUGUUCUUCUGCGUUUGACUGCUUUGCUUCUUUAAUCAAAGCGAGCGUCCUUUUCUGAAUUUACUUCCUUUUUUUGCGCAUCAGUACAACAUUUUGGGACUUUUUAUUCAAACAUGCUAGGACAACUCAGGUCCAAGAUGUUCUCUACAAAUUGAUUUUAAAUGCUUAUUCGUUUUGGUUGUUUUCAUACUCAAUUCCUAUGCUUCAGAAAGCACCAGUUUCUUUUUUGAAGUGCGAAACUCUUCAUGAAUAACCAAAAGAAUUUGUACCCUUGCUCUGCCUGAAUCUCUUCUUAGUCUUCAGCCUUUGUUCAUUUCAUCAUAUUGAAUUAGAUGUUAAGACUGUUCCUGGGGAAUUCUGGUCUAAGAUGGGUGGCCUCAUAUGAAUCUUGUGUACCUUUCUUUUGACACAUAGACAAUGUAGUCUGCAUAUUCAGAUGAGGAUAAUAUCUAGUUCACAAUGGUAAGAGUUUGUAAUAAAGUUUUCUAACUUCUGCAGUAGUCAGGAAUGACCAGUGGGUUAGGUACUGAUUCUUAAAGAACAUUCACUUUAAUGAAGAUCUCUACCCUUCUUUCGGAUUUGAUAUUAAUGCGGUUUGUAAUUUUUGUUGAUUUCUUUGAACAGUUUUGUAUAAAUAAAGGAGCUUUCUGGGCUUUGAAAUAUUUUAGUAUAUUCACUUACUGUAUUCUCUUUCAGAGGCUACAACAAAGAGCAAAUUGGCAUCAUUGAAUGAGAAGCUUGAUACGCUAGAGCGUCGUCUAGAAUUGCUUGAAGUUCAAGUGGGUACUGCAUCAUCCAACCCAUCUCUUUUUGCUACAUGAUGUCCAAGUGGGUACUACAUCAGCCAGCCUAUCUCAUCUUACUACAUUGUGUUUACUGGAUCAUAUUGUUGUAGAGUAAUAGCUUACCCAUAAGCACCACUUGUCUUGCUUGUGAACAGAUUCUGUUAAUCUUGGAAACCAUUUUAAGAUUAAUAUAUCCAUGUGGUUUCAUA